Molecule: messenger RNA, 987 nt
Organism: Perkinsus marinus ATCC 50983
Lineage: Eukaryota; Perkinsozoa; Perkinsida; Perkinsidae
Product: 40S ribosomal protein S13, putative
Exons: 1
Coding region: 431-886 (151 amino acids)
Biological process (GO): translation
Cellular component (GO): cytosolic small ribosomal subunit; ribosome; nucleolus
Molecular function (GO): structural constituent of ribosome; small ribosomal subunit rRNA binding
Source: RefSeq, a predicted model, not a curated record
UCACCUAUAUGGUGGUCAAGGCUGUCCUAGACUCGGUGAUACUGUGAAUGGUGUCGUGUUGUUAGAUGAGGGUGGUGGCAAGUGCCUAGAGGGGAUCCACAUUGAUGAGGGUGCAUUGUGACAGAGUUGGGCUGGGACAGGCAAAAAGGAUCAUACUAUAUGAUAUGUGAUGAUGAUAGGGCUCGUGGUGUUGGUGUGAUGGUGUGUACAAGCAUAGAGUUCACGAUGGGAAUACCUUGCGGAUUUGACUUAUACAUCGAGCCAGUAUGUAUAAUCGUAAACGGGUGAAACAUGAAGGAGGCGAAGCGGAUUAGCAAAUCGAGUUUUCGUGCAACACUGCGAAUUUGACCUAAAUGCAAGAAAUAGCUAAAUUGCACUAUGAUCGAUUAGGCCGCUGCCGUCCACGAAUAUCUCCACUACCUCCGCCACCAUGGGUCGAAUGUAUGGAAGAGGUAAGGGCAUCUCGUCCAGUGCCCUGCCCUAUCGUCGUAGGACUCCCGGUUGGGUCAAGAUGACCCCUGAGGAUUGCGCUGAGAACAUCUGCAAGCUCGCCAAGAAGGGUCUUACUCCUUCCCAGAUUGGUGUCACCCUUCGUGAUUCCUUCGGAGUCCCCCAGGUCCGCUUCCUCACUGGCAACAAGAUCUUACGUAUCCUCAAGCUCAGAGGUUUGGCCCCUGAGCUCCCUGAGGAUCUCUACCAUCUCAUGAAGAAGGCCGUCUCUAUUCGCAAGCAUAUGGAGCGCAACCGCAAGGACAAGGAUGCUAAGUUCCGUCUUAUUUUGGUUGAGUCCAGGAUCUACAGAUUGGCCCGUUACUACCGUCGUGAGAAGCGUCUCCCUGCCUCCUGGAAGUACAGUCCCCUCCAGGCUGCUGCCGCUGUCUCUUAAUCUGCUGCUGGUUUUGAUGGAAAGUCGAUGACGUUUGUAUUGGGAGUACUACUAUUACUACCACUGCAAUAGAGAUUCCGGUGAUCUGGAGAUAAUUGUGG